GUAACACUAGGAAAAACUUGAAGCUGGGGUUUCCUCGCGAGGUUCGGAGAAAGGGGAGGAGCCAAACCAGGCGGACGCGUUUAUAAGGAAGAUUUACAACUGCCAAAGCCACACUAACUUCUCCUCGCAUUCAAUAUGAAGGGUCUCGGAAUCAUUCUGUGCUUGGUUCUGGCGGUGGUUUCAGUCCACGGAGGGAGCGUAGGCGUAGGCCCUAUUGGUUUCCCUAGCGCCACAGCCCCACCCGCCACCUGUAGGCGCUGGUGCCGAACUCCAGAGGAUGCUGUCUACUGCUGCGAGGACAAGUAUGAACCCGAGGCACCCGUGGGCACCAAGCCUCUUGACUGCCCAGAUGUCCGUGACACCUGCCCACCGGUACGUACUCUUCAGGAGCAAGGACCAGUACGUUGUUCCAGCGACUUCAAGUGCGGCGGCUUUGACAAGUGCUGCUUCGACAGGUGUUUGGGAGAACACGUGUGCAAGCCGCCUUCCUUCUAUAGCUUUUUCUCUUAGAACGGAAAGCUAAACGUAGUUCCUGAAUCCAUGGAUAAUAAAAUGUUUGUAUUUUGAA
Molecule: messenger RNA, 568 nt
Organism: Penaeus indicus
Lineage: Eukaryota; Metazoa; Arthropoda; Malacostraca; Decapoda; Penaeidae
Exons: 2
Coding region: 136-510 (124 amino acids)
Cellular component (GO): extracellular region
Molecular function (GO): peptidase inhibitor activity
Source: RefSeq, a predicted model, not a curated record